This is a messenger RNA of Durusdinium trenchii, 1650 nucleotides long. The record is from the annotation of a GenBank genome assembly. NCBI's taxonomy places the organism in Eukaryota, Dinophyceae, Suessiales, Symbiodiniaceae.
AUGGCCCGCUCCCGGAGCCCUUCACGCCCUUCAGCACGUUCGGCGCAGCCCUCGGUGGCCUUCGUCACCUUGGCCUCGGCGGAGUAUGGACCGGGCGCGUUGGUGUUGACCGCAGGUCUUCGGCGUCGCUUGCCGCUGGAUGUGGAGGUUAUUGCCUUUAGCGAGGCCGAGCUCUCGCUGGUGCCAGGGGUGACCUUGAGAGCCUUAUCGGAACUGCCAGAUGUACCUGUACCUGCUGGCGUGGGGGAGCCUUUGAUGGCGAAUUUCAGCUUUUGCUGGAGGAAGCUUGGCCUGUGGGCACUGACGGAAUAUGACAUCAUUGUCUACAUGGAUUCGGACAUUUUGAUUUUGAAUGAGGUAGAGUCUUUGCUUGAGUUUGUUCCUUCACGAGGGAUGUUGGCCGCAGUGCCUGCUUGCGAAUGUUGGAGAAGUGAAUCAUGCAAUUACACAGCCCAAGAAGCUGGUGGCGGUGACUUCUACUUCAAUGCUGGGGUGCUCGUUUUUCGCCCUAGUGCAUCGAUUUUCUCGGAGAUGAUAGCUUGGCUCAAGGAUCACCACCAACAUGGAGCUGUGUCUGAGGUCUUGCCGCCCAUGCCCUUUGCUGAGCAGGAUUUUUUGAAUCAAUUUUUCCGGAAGAAGGUGCGCAGGUUGCCACCAAUCUUCAAUUCGCUACAGCAUGCCAUGCGCAACCCAAAGCAUCAAGCUGACCUGAAUACAAGUACUUGUGUCGCUUUGCAUUAUGUCAUGGGAAAGCCUUGGGCUCCGAAAACGUUGCUUGAAGAAGACUUCGCUGACUUCCACGCUCUUUGGCACGAAGCACGUCAGGAAUUUGCUGCACGUGCUUGUGCGCGACCAGCUUGGCCACUCCGGCAGGUUCAUGAAGAACUUCCACUCUUCUUGGUGCGAGACUACAUCAGCCGAGAGGUGGAAGGAUCGUUGGUGUCUCUGAUCUAUGGGGACUUCCUCAAAGAUCGCUGGAUCCAGCUGAGGAAUCGUGCUCUGCUGUGCUUAGGAGGUGUUCCCCAUCCGGAGGGUGCCAUUUGUGAGGACUUGCCCGUGGAAAUCGCCGAGCUUGGACGUGGGCUAGUUGAUGCUGGUGGGAUGUCUAGCGUUCCAGACCAGUGCCUAAUCAAUCAAUACCUUCCUGGACAGGGCAUUGACGCUCACAGUGAUGGCCCGAGAUUCGAAUCAGAAGUGGCCAUUCUCACUUUGGAAGGCCCUGCCCUCAUGUAUUUCGGCCUAGUGGAAAAGAAGAUCUAUCCAUCUCUCCCCCCACGCUUGGAGCUGCUCUUGGAACCCCGUUCCUUGCUGGUCCUCAAGCGUGAAGCUUAUGAGCUCUAUGUCCACCGGAUCGAUCAUGUCACGGUGGAUGUGACUCAAACGGGCCACUCGUUUCGGGUUACGAAAGGCUUUUGGUCUUGUCUUUUCGCACGCGAGCCUGGCAGCUGCGCCUUCGUGGGCGGGGCGUUCGCCUGCCUUGGCUCCUUCGCGGGUGAAAAAAUCCCCCGCGCUCCUCGUCGCACCUCUUUGACCCUGCGGCGCUUAAAGCACGUCCAGCUGAGGAGUGAGGAGGUGAAGGACGAAGUAGCACGUAGCGCCAAGAUGGAACAAUGGAGAUGGUGGAACUCACAGAUUAGUGAGAUUGACUAG